AUGCCACCACACGGCAGGCAAUUGCACUGCAACAGGCUGAGUGGCACCAUUCCCGCCUUCAUUACCCACCUCUCUGGACUCACCACCCUGUGCGCCCAUUCUCUCUCCAUCCCCUCUCUCCCAUUCUCUCUCCAUCCCCUCUCUCCCAUUCUCUCUCCAUCCCCCUCUCUCCCAUUCUCUCUCCAUCCCCCUCUCUCCCAUUCUCUCUCCAUCCCCCUCUCUCCUAUUCUCUCUCCAUCCCCCUCUCUCCCAUUCUCUCUCCCAUUCUCUCUCCAUCCCCCUCUCUCCCAUUCUCUCUCCAUCCCCUCUCUCCCAUUCUCUUUUCAUCCCCUCUCUCCCAUUCUCUCUCCAUCCCCUCUCUCCCAUUCUCUCUCCAUCCCCCUCUCUCCCAUUCUCUCUCCAUCCCCCUCUCUCCCAUUCUCUCUCCAUCCCUCUCUCUCCCAUUCUCUCUCCAUCCCCCUCUCUCCCAUUCUCUCUCCAUCCCCCUCUCUCCCAACCUCUCUCCACACCCCUCUUUCCCAUUCUCUCUCCACCCCGCUCUCUCCCAUUCUACCUACGCCCUUAGCUUCGUUCUGCAUACCACUCACUCCCCUUGAUCAUCCCUUCCUUCCACCUCCCUGCAUUCAGUGGCUCUUCUUCCUUUCUCCCUCGCCUCUCUUCCCCUCUCCACCUUCCCAUCUCCGCCCAUCUCCUCACCUUCCUCCCCCUUUCCGCCCUCCGCCCACCCUCUUCAUGCUCCAGGAAACUUCGGAGCAACAGCAGUCUCUCAGGCUCCAUUCCAGAGGCAAUCAGCAGCCUCAAGCAGCUAAGGGAGUUGUGAGUGGUGAUGGGGAGUUAACCCUCUUUGACAACGGUCUCUCAGGCUCCAUUCCGGACGCAAUCAGCAGCCUGCAGCUGCUGCAGGAGUUGGACCUCCACUGCAACAGGCUGAGUGGCACCAUUCCGGCCUGCAUCACCCACCUCACCGCACUCACCAGCCUGUGCGCCCAUUCUCCCUCCACCCCCCCGUCCCCCUCUCCGCUCUCCAUGCCUUCUUUCCGCCUGCCUCUCUCUGCCAAGCAUUGGGGGUCUGUGUCCCUCAAGGCACAAACCUUUCAGCAACAGCACUCAUACUUUUCCAAGGCACCAUAUCUGCUUUCUUAUCCUCCACACCUCCUCACUUCUCCUCCACUUCUCCUCUCCUCCUCUCCUCUUCUCCUCCUCUCCCCCUCCUCCUCCCCUCUUCUCCUCUUAUCCUCGUCCCAACUUUCCCUCUUCGUCUCUUCUCCUCGUCACCUCUUCCCCUCUUCGUCUCUCCUUUCCUUCAUGUCCAUUCAUCCACCUGUCUUCAGGAUGCUCAACGCCAAUCACCUUGCAGGGACGAUACCUGCUGCAAUCACCACGCUCACUAAUCUCGAAAUCCUCCACCUUGAGAACAACCAGCUUACGGGAGAGCUGCCCUCCUUCCACCACAUAGCCCGUCUCACUUCGCAAUACGGACUGUCUGCAGACCACAACUACCUCACAUCCACAGCAGACCCUUUCCCUUUCUACGCUACCGGCCAAGACAGCCCUUCAGAAUCUCACAGCUUGUGUCUGUUCGACCACAACUGCCUUGAAAACGACGCAAUCUCCUGCGCCAGUUGGCAGAACCAGAGGUAUGGCAGCGAGUGCCGGGCGUUCUGCGGGGCGCAGCCGCUCACCCCGCCGUGCAGCGGCCAUGGCGUGUGCUCCUUUGUGCCUGACCCCUCUUACGACAUGUCUGCCUGUGAGGAUGAGCAUGAGCUGCCGCCACCCUACUGUGCACGUGAACCUGAGGGCCAGUGCGACUGUGAUGAGGGGUACACGCCAGGGACUGCUGCUGGCACGUGCGUCCCUCAUGGCAUUGCAGCCGUGGGGGUGACUCUAGCCCUUGCUGCCCGACAAGCUGCCAUGGGUGCGGAGAUCAAUUGCUAG
Messenger RNA from Closterium sp. Naga37s-1, 1935 nucleotides. Lineage: Eukaryota; Viridiplantae; Streptophyta; Zygnematophyceae; Desmidiales; Closteriaceae. The record is from the annotation of a GenBank genome assembly.